CGGACUCGCUCCUCUGCUAGCUAGUCCGACGCCGGGCAGCGGCGUGAGGGCUGUGAGGGACAAGGCAGGGACACCUAGAGACUUGGGUAACGGCCGUGCGGCUGCGGUCGCCCAUCCGUGGGGGCUAUGGAGGCGCGCGCUUUCUCUGGGUGCCUAUCCAGCGGCGACUCGGAGCUUCCUGCCCCGCUACCUUAGGGAGCGAUCGUGGAACUGUCACUCGCUAAAGCCCACCCUGACCUACUCGUUCGGCCCAUUCCUUGUUGGGCUUUUUGCGGACUCCCGGGGCGUGGAGAGGAGCUGUGCUCCGGAGUGGGGCGAGGAGCAUGGGGAGAGUGGCCGCCGCAGGAGGAGGCAGCGGAGGGGCGCGACGGUGGAUCCUGUGGCUGGGGCUCUGCUUCUGGGCGGCGGGGGCUGCGGCUGCUCGAGGAACCAACAAUGGUGAAGUCCUUCCCGAAUCCAUCCCAUCAGCUCCUGGGACACUGCCUCAUUUCAUAGAGGAGCCAGAUGAUGCUUAUAUAAUUAAGAGCAACCCCAUUGCUCUGAGGUGCAAAGCAAGGCCAGCCAUGCAGAUCUUCUUCAAAUGCAAUGGCGAAUGGGUCCAUCAAAAUGAGCAUGUUUCUGAGGAAAGUCUGGAUGAGAGUUCAGGCUUGAAGGUCCGGGAGGUGUUUAUCAAUGUCACCAGGCAGCAAGUGGAGGACUUUCAUGGGCCAGAGGACUACUGGUGUCAGUGUGUGGCAUGGAGCCAUCUGGGCACCUCCAAGAGCAGGAAGGCCUCUGUGCGCAUAGCCUACUUACGGAAAAACUUUGAGCAAGAUCCCCAAGGAAGGGAGGUUCCCAUUGAAGGCAUGAUUGUCCUGCACUGCCGCCCCCCAGAGGGCGUCCCUGCUGCAGAGGUGGAAUGGCUGAAAAAUGAGGAGCCCAUUGACUCUGAGCAAGAUGAGAACAUUGACACACGGGCCGACCACAAUCUGAUCAUCAGACAGGCACGGCUGUCCGACUCCGGGAAUUAUACCUGCAUGGCAGCCAACAUUGUGGCCAAGAGGAGGAGCCUUUCAGCCACUGUGGUGGUUUAUGUGAAUGGAGGCUGGUCUUCCUGGACAGAGUGGUCAGCCUGCAAUGUUCGCUGUGGUAGAGGAUGGCAGAAACGUUCCCGGACCUGCACCAACCCAGCUCCUCUCAAUGGUGGGGCCUUUUGUGAGGGAAUGUCAGUGCAGAAAAUAACCUGCACUUCUCUUUGUCCUGUGGAUGGGAGCUGGGAAGUGUGGAGUGAAUGGUCAGUCUGCAGCCCAGAGUGUGAGCAUUUGAGGAUCCGGGAGUGCACAGCCCCAGCCCCAAGAAAUGGGGGCAAAUUCUGUGAAGGUCUAAGCCAGGAAUCUGAAAACUGCACAGAUGGUCUUUGCAUUCUAGAUAAAAAACCUCUUCAUGAAAUAAAACCCCAAAGCAUUGAGAAUGCCAGCGACAUUGCUUUGUACUCGGGCUUGGGCGCUGCAAUCGUGGCCGUUGCUGUCCUGGUCAUUGGUGUCACCCUUUACAGACGAAGUCAGAGUGACUAUGGCGUGGACGUCAUUGACUCUUCAGCAUUGACAGGUGGCUUCCAGACCUUCAACUUCAAAACAGUUCGUCAAGGUAACUCCCUACUCCUGAAUUCCUCCAUGCAACCAGACCUGACAGUGAGCCGAACAUACAGUGGGCCCAUCUGCCUACAGGACCCUCUUGACAAGGAACUCAUGACAGAGUCUUCGCUUUUUAAUCCUCUGUCAGACAUCAAAGUCAAAGUUCAGAGCUCAUUCAUGGUUUCCCUGGGAGUGUCUGAGAGAGCGGAGUACCACGGCAAGAAUCAUUCUGGAACUUUUCCCCAUGGAAACAACCACAGCUUUAGUACAAUACAUCCCAGAAACAAAACACCAUACAUCCAAAAUCUAUCAUCACUUCCCACAAGGACUGAACUAAGGACAACUGGUGUCUUCGGCCAUUUAGGCGGGCGCUUAGUAAUGCCAAAUACAGGGGUGAGUUUACUCAUACCACAUGGCGCCAUCCCUGAAGAGAAUUCUUGGGAGAUUUAUAUGUCCAUCAAUCAAGGUGAACCCAGCCUCCAGUCAGAUGGAUCUGAGGUGCUGCUGAGCCCGGAAGUCACCUGCGGUCCCCCUGACAUGAUUGUUACCACCCCCUUUGCACUGACCAUCCCACACUGUGCAGAUGUCAGCUCUGAGCACUGGAAUAUCCAUUUAAAGAAGAGGAGCCAGCAGGGCAAAUGGGAGGAAGUGAUGUCAGUAGAGGAUGAAUCUACAUCCUGUUACUGCCUUUUGGAUCCCUUCGCAUGCCAUGUACUCUUAGACAGCUUUGGGACAUAUGCUCUUACUGGAGAACCAAUCACUGACUGUGCUGUGAAGCAGCUCAAGGUGGCAGUUUUUGGCUGCAUGUCGUGUAACUCCCUGGAUUACAACUUGAGAGUCUAUUGUGUGGACAAUACACCUUGUGCAUUUCAGGAAGUGGUUUCAGAUGAAAGGCAUCAAGGUGGACAACUACUGGAAGAACCAAAGUUGCUGCAUUUCAAAGGGAAUACCUUUAGUCUUCAGAUCUCUGUCCUUGAUAUCCCCCCAUUCCUCUGGAGAAUUAAACCAUUCACUGCAUGCCAGGAAGUCCCGUUCUCUCGCUUGUGGUGCAGUAACCGUCAGCCCCUGCACUGUGCCUUCUCCCUGGAGCGCUACACGCCCACCACUACCCAGCUGUCCUGCAAAAUCUGCAUCCGGCAGCUCAAAGGCCAUGAACAGAUCCUCCAAGUGCAGACAUCAAUCUUAGAGAGUGAAAGAGAAACCAUUACGUUCUUUGCACAAGAGGACAGCACUUAUCCUGCACAGACUGGCCCCAAAGCCUUCAAAAUUCCUUAUUCCAUCAGACAGCGAAUUUGUGCUACAUUUGAUACCCCCAAUGCCAAAGGCAAAGAUUGGCAGAUGUUAGCACAGAAAAACAGCAUCAACAGGAAUUUAUCUUAUUUUGCUACACAAAGUAGCCCAUCUGCUGUCAUUUUGAACCUGUGGGAAGCUCGUCAUCAGCACGAUGGUGAUCUUGACUCCCUGGCCUGUGCCCUUGAAGAGAUUGGGAGGACACACACGAAACUCUCAAACAUUACAGAAUCCCAGCUCGAUGAAGCCGACUUCAACUACAGCAGGCAAAAUGGACUCUAGUCCACUUCCUCUCCUGAGACAGUGAAGACCAACUUCUGGACGUUUGCUUUAAAUGAGAAA
Chrysochloris asiatica (Cape golden mole) is the source of this 3245-nucleotide messenger RNA. RefSeq names its product unc-5 homolog D (C. elegans) (gene UNC5D). The record is from RefSeq and is a predicted model, not a curated record. Gene Ontology annotation, molecular function: protein binding; netrin receptor activity. The transcript is spliced from 17 exons. NCBI's taxonomy places the organism in Eukaryota, Metazoa, Chordata, Mammalia, Afrosoricida, Chrysochloridae. Gene Ontology annotation, cellular component: membrane. The coding region runs from base 324 to 3185 and encodes 953 amino acids. Gene Ontology annotation, biological process: netrin-activated signaling pathway.